Asterias rubens (European starfish) is the source of this 1526-nucleotide messenger RNA. Its product is annotated as leucine-rich repeat-containing protein 69-like. Gene Ontology annotation, molecular function: protein binding. Bases 1 to 1038 code for a protein of 345 amino acids. The record is from RefSeq and is a predicted model, not a curated record. NCBI's taxonomy places the organism in Eukaryota, Metazoa, Echinodermata, Asteroidea, Forcipulatida, Asteriidae. The transcript is spliced from 8 exons.
AUGGCAGAUACUUUGCUUCUCCGAGCUCUAAAAGGACAGCCAAAAAACCUCAAUUUGUCGAGUAAAAAUUUGAAUCAAGUACCAAAAGCAAUUGGGAGGCUUUCCUGUGUGACCAACUUCCAGCUGAAAAAUAAUAAAUUACGUGAUCUUCCGCGAGAAAUAAGCGGUUUAGUAAAGUUGACUGUUUUGAAUCUUGGAAAUAACUGCUUUGAGGAACUUCCAGAACAUCUUGCCACACUUCACUCACUUGAGAAACUGCAUUUAUUUGGCAACCAGAUCAAAUCUAUAGAUGCCAAGAUUUUAGGUGACCUCAGAAAUUUGACCUUCUUGAACUUGAACAACAAUCAAAUAAAAACAGUUCCUUCGGCAAUCAACAGGUUAGUAAGUCUGCAAUACCUUAGCCUUGAUGGCAACCAGUUAACUAACCUCCCAUCUGAGAUGUGUGCUCUUAGUAAGCUGACGGAGUUCCAUGCUGCAGGAAACCAGUUAACUUCUCUGCCAUUAGAGAUUGGUUUCCUUGUCAAGCUUAGCCGGUUACACAUACAGAAGAAUAAGAUCAAGGAGCUUCCAGAAGGAUUAGGGAAGUUAAUCCAUCUUGAGAUUGUUGAUGUAGCUGCAAAUGAGAUCAGGAUAUUUCCUACUGAAAUGCAUAAACUUCCAUUAAAGGAGCUGUAUAGUGAAGAGAAUCCAUUGCUAGAUGCAUUACCAGUACAUUCUAUACAAGAAGAAGAGAUUCUCACUUUAAAGGAAAUCAGUGCACGGUACAUCAUGAAAGAACUUAAAGACAGAUGGUCUUAUAUGCGCAGAGCAAUUCGUCACUAUCCCAACAUCCGAGAUAUGUUAGCACAAGCAAGCAAGUGUGCACUGUGUGGCUCUUCAUUUCUCAAUACUUGGCUGGAGUGUGUACGCUUUGUUGAUGGGCAUAAAGACCUAAAGUUGAGUAAUUCCCCAGGCCGCAUUCCAGUCCGUGCGUUGCUUUGCUCAUACAAAUGCUUCAAUACACCUGGGCAUGAAUUCUAUGGGAUUGCAUUCCCUUGAACAGCACCAAGUUUCCACUAGCCCUACCCUCCAACUAGUCUCACCAGCCUGCCCUGACCCUCUCCUGCCCUGCCCUGACCCUCUUCAUGGAAUUCUAGGUUAUUGCAUUCCCAUGAACAGCAUCAACCUCUCCCACUUCCCGCACCCUCCGACUCGUAUCACUUGUGCCCCACCCUCCUACUACCCCGCCUCUGACAAGUCUAUCCUCUCCCAACCCUCUCUAUCAUAGAAUUCUAGGUUAUUGCAUUCCCAUGAACAGCAUCAACCUCUCCCACUUCCCGCACCCUCCGACUCGUAUCACUUGUGCCCCACCCUCCUACUACCCCGCCUCUGACAAGUCUAUCCUCUCCCAACCCUCUCCAUCAUAGAAUUCUAUGGGCUUGCAUUCCCAUGAACAGCAUCAAGUUCCCUCUUCCACUGACACUAUUGGUAAUUACUCAAAAUAAUGAUUAUCAUAAAACCUUACUUGGUAAAAAGUAAUGGGGAGC